AUGAGCAUCUUGAACGCCGUCGCCGACAGGUGCGUCCAAGAGGCCAGAGAGCAAGACCAGCCGCGCGGAUCGCCAUGCUUUCGGCUGUUCGUUCUCUGUCUACCGGGAUCAGGGAAGUUCCAGCUCAUCCGGUGGCUGUGCGGCGAGGACGUGGGGUUGUUCCCCACGCGCAUGGGAUGGGAGCGCGAGGUGCGCUUCAUGAUGACGGCCCCGAUGAAUUCCAUGGCGAGCAACAUGGGUGGGGGGACCGCCCGCAUCUUCAGCGAGCUCGGGAUUGAUCUCAUCACGGGAGUCCAGUCAGGCGGGAAGAAGGACCCGGGGCUGUUUGAGAAUUUGCUUCGCGCGAAAAUCCAGCACAUGCGCUGGCUUAUCAUCGACGAGAUCGAGGGCGCGUCAGUGGAGCUGCUGGACGCCGUGCGCAGGCAG
Prorocentrum cordatum is the source of this 426-nucleotide messenger RNA. The record is from the annotation of a GenBank genome assembly. Lineage: Eukaryota; Dinophyceae; Prorocentrales; Prorocentraceae.